GGAGUGGUGGUGAGCGCAGGGAAGAUGGAGAAGACAGUUAAGGUCCGAGUGCCGGGUCAGCGGUGGGAGAAGAAGAUCGGGAAGUACUUUGCUGACCACACGAACUACCUUGUCCAUGACCCCAACUCUACCCUCGUGGCUGGCGAUGUAGUCGAGCUCCAUCGUCUCCGCGUGAGCAAGUCGGUACAUCACGUCGUGGCGUCCAUCGUCUCCGCUUUCGGUACACCAAUAGAAGCUCGCGCACCCAUACCAUCUCCGGACGAGCGUCUGGCCGCAUACAAGCAAAAACGUUUCGCCAAGCUCGAACGGCGUUCGCUACGGCAAGAAGCAGCCAAGGGCUCUGCUUCCGCGAUCGAAGCCUUAGCGGCCAUG
Messenger RNA from Baudoinia panamericana UAMH 10762, 372 nucleotides. RefSeq lists its product as uncharacterized. Gene Ontology annotation, molecular function: structural constituent of ribosome. NCBI's taxonomy places the organism in Eukaryota, Fungi, Ascomycota, Dothideomycetes, Mycosphaerellales, Teratosphaeriaceae. Gene Ontology annotation, cellular component: mitochondrion; ribosome. The annotation marks the transcript as partial. Gene Ontology annotation, biological process: translation. The record is from RefSeq and is a predicted model, not a curated record. The transcript has 2 exons.